Molecule: messenger RNA, 5377 nt
Organism: Homo sapiens (human)
Lineage: Eukaryota; Metazoa; Chordata; Mammalia; Primates; Hominidae
Gene: SIRPB1
Product: signal regulatory protein beta 1
Exons: 6
Coding region: 66-1262 (398 amino acids)
Cellular component (GO): membrane; plasma membrane
Source: RefSeq, marked reviewed
AGAGCAGAGUCUGCGAUCUUCCCAGCACAGACGUUUGGACAGAGCAGGCUCCUAAGGUCUCCAGAAUGCCCGUGCCAGCCUCCUGGCCCCACCUUCCUAGUCCUUUCCUGCUGAUGACGCUACUGCUGGGGAGACUCACAGGAGUGGCAGGUGAGGACGAGCUACAGGUGAUUCAGCCUGAAAAGUCCGUAUCAGUUGCAGCUGGAGAGUCGGCCACUCUGCGCUGUGCUAUGACGUCCCUGAUCCCUGUGGGGCCCAUCAUGUGGUUUAGAGGAGCUGGAGCAGGCCGGGAAUUAAUCUACAAUCAGAAAGAAGGCCACUUCCCACGGGUAACAACUGUUUCAGAACUCACAAAGAGAAACAACCUGGACUUUUCCAUCAGCAUCAGUAACAUCACCCCAGCAGACGCCGGCACCUACUACUGUGUGAAGUUCCGGAAAGGGAGCCCUGACGACGUGGAGUUUAAGUCUGGAGCAGGCACUGAGCUGUCUGUGCGCGCCAAACCCUCUGCCCCCGUGGUAUCGGGCCCUGCGGUGAGGGCCACACCUGAGCACACAGUGAGCUUCACCUGCGAGUCCCAUGGCUUCUCUCCCAGAGACAUCACCCUGAAAUGGUUCAAAAAUGGGAAUGAGCUCUCAGACUUCCAGACCAACGUGGACCCCGCAGGAGACAGUGUGUCCUACAGCAUCCACAGCACAGCCAGGGUGGUGCUGACCCGUGGGGACGUUCACUCUCAAGUCAUCUGCGAGAUAGCCCACAUCACCUUGCAGGGGGACCCUCUUCGUGGGACUGCCAACUUGUCUGAGGCCAUCCGAGUUCCACCCACCUUGGAGGUUACUCAACAGCCCAUGAGGGCAGAGAACCAGGCAAACGUCACCUGCCAGGUGAGCAAUUUCUACCCCCGGGGACUACAGCUGACCUGGUUGGAGAAUGGAAAUGUGUCCCGGACAGAAACAGCUUCGACCCUCAUAGAGAACAAGGAUGGCACCUACAACUGGAUGAGCUGGCUCCUGGUGAACACCUGUGCCCACAGGGACGAUGUGGUGCUCACCUGUCAGGUGGAGCAUGAUGGGCAGCAAGCAGUCAGCAAAAGCUAUGCCCUGGAGAUCUCAGCGCACCAGAAGGAGCACGGCUCAGAUAUCACCCAUGAAGCAGCGCUGGCUCCUACUGCUCCACUCCUCGUAGCUCUCCUCCUGGGCCCCAAGCUGCUACUGGUGGUUGGUGUCUCUGCCAUCUACAUCUGCUGGAAACAGAAGGCCUGACUGACCCUCAGUCUCUGCUGCCUCCUCCUUUCUUGAGAAGCUCAGCCUGAGAGAAGGAGCUGGCGAGAACCUUCCCCACACUCAGCUCCAAACGCCUCCUCUCCCAGGUCAUCUGCCUGCCCACACGCUCCUGUUCCACCUUCACAAGACCAUGAUGCCCCAAAGCAGUGUCUCUAUUCACGGUCCUGAGCAGGGGCCAUGGGAUUGGGCUCUGGGCACUGACUCAUGGCACCUCCCUAGAAGGUGAGAAACACUCCAAAUCUAAACACACCAGGACUUCUCCCAUCCGUCGCCUUGGGACUGGCCAUAAACCACAGACUCUCUCCAGGCUCUCAAGAGUUAUCCUGUCUUCUGGAUUCCUGCCUACCCCAACUCCCCCAGCCUUGUUGAGGUUCUCUACUGCCUCCUGAAUACACAUGAACCCCUAUACCAAUUUUAAGAAAAAAAUGAUUCUCUUUCCUCUUUGUCCAAGCAUCCUAUCCCUCAAACCCAAAAAGAAAGAAGCUCUCCCUUCUCUCUCUGUGAUGGAGACAGUAUUUCUUCUAGUAUCCUGCAGCCUUCCCAGUCCUGCUGCUUGUGGUAGAAAUGCUGCCACAGCCCAACAUUGAGGAGCCCUCGAUGACUGCCCUUUACAACUCAUAUUCAGUUCUGCCUCCAAAAUGCAUGUGUCCACUUACAUGAGAUGGUAAAUGUUUAACAAUGGACUUUCUGAAAGGGAAAAACCAAAAGCUGUUUUGCAGUGCUUGCCAAUUUCUCUAGUGUAAUAACUCCCAACCUGACCAAUUUCACACUGCCAACAGUUAAACAACCAGAUUGCAAGAUUCCUGAAAUUUAACAAUUGGUUUUCAGGGCCCAGUCCAAGCCUGCUGCUGGAAACCUCAGAGUUAAAUCCCUAUUCUCCACACCUCUCACCUCCACCACCCCUCCCUGUCCCAGCCAGCAUCAUCUCUUUGGGGACCACUCCUCUGGCUUUCAUUUUUCAGCCACAGUGAUUCUUUGGAAAAGUCAAAUCAUAUCACUUCUCUGCUUCUUCCCCAACACAGCUGCAUGGCUCCCGCUCUCCCUCCUUCAAGUCUCUGCUCAAUGUCACUUCAUUAAAGGCACCUUCUAUAAACUACCUUGUAUAAAAUAUUAUUUAUUUUCUCUAUCCCGGCAUUCUAAUUUCUCUUAUCCUAAUUAAUUUUUCUUUAGCCCUUAUUUUGAUGAGUAUUAUGCCGAAUACAGGCAGCCCUCACUUUUCAUGGCAGUGCAAGAUUGCAAAAAUGACUGUGCAACCUGAAACCCAGGAAAGCAGUCUCCAUAGUCAAUCAGAAAAACAAUGAUCAUUCUGUGACCUUUACCAUUUUUUGUCAAAAUAUUAGAAACUCUCACACUCUCAGUUACAAAUGUAGAGGACAAUGAAAAUAUAAUGAAAUAAAUAUUUAUUUGUGCACUACAAUUCAAAGCAUUAGAAACAUUGAGAGUUCAAGUGCUGUUUCUUUGUAAAAAUGUAUCCAGAGUAGUUGGAAGAGUGCUUGCCUUUUUUUGUAUAUUUCUAAUAUGGAGUGAUAUAGUUUGGCUCUGUGUCUCCAUCCAAAUCUCAUCUUAAAUUGUAAUCUGCAUGUGUUGUGGGAUGGGCCUGGUAGGAGGUGACUGAAUCAUGGGGGCGGACUUCCCCCUUGCUGUUCUUGUGAUAGUGAGUUCUCAUAAGAUCUCAGUGAGUUCUCAUGAGAUCUGGUUUUUUGAAAGUGUGUGGCAAGUCCCCCUUCGCUCUCUCUCUCUCUCUCCCUCCUGCCACCAUGUGAAGAAGGUGCCUGCUUCCUUUUCUCCUUCCACCAUGGUUGUAAGUUUCCUGAGGCCUCCCAGUCAUGCUUCCUGUUAAGCCUGUGGAACUGUGAGUCCAAUUAAACCUCUUUUAUUCAUAAAAUAUCCAGUUUCUGGUAGUUCUUUAUAGCAGUGUGAGAAUGGGCUAAUACACGGAGCAAGCAUUGUUUCUUUUCAUUUGUUUAUUUUAUUUUUAUUUUUUUGAGAUGGAGUUUCACCCUUAUUGCCCAGGCUGGAGUGCAAUGUCGUGAUCUUGGCUCACUGCAACCCCCGCCUCCAGGGUUCAAGUGAUUCUCCUGCCUCAGCCUCCUGAGUAGCUGGGAUUACAGGCAUGUACCACCACACCCAGCUAAUUUUGUAUUUUUAGUAGAGAUGGGGUUUCUCCAUGUUGAUCAGACUAGUCUUGAACUCCCGACCUCAGGUGAUCCACCUGUCUUGGCCUCCCAAAGUGCUGGGAUUACAGGCAUGAGCCACCAUGCCUAGCCAGCAAGCAUCAUUUCUAUUAUACCUUGGUGUUUUGCCAUCUUUCUAAGUUUGGACUAGCUUCCAACAUCUUAUCCCUUGAAUUUUCAAUAUUGUGGAAUCACUCCAGAAGAUCCUUUCAUGUGAAGUUUUUUGCUGGCAUUUCAACCUUUGGGACAUCUUCAGCCCUUUUAUUACCACUCCUCUCCCAUUUGUGGCAGUUUGCGUUUACUACCUCCCUCUGGCUGCCUAUCUGAAGUUCCUGCAUCAGGGUCUACAUUGCCACAGUCAACUAUUUGUACUUCUAGAAUUCCACUCACAUUCAAUUUGAACCUCACUUGCAGCAUUUUCACUUCUCAUUUCUUCACUGCACUUUCAUCUUGGUUGCAAAAUUCCUCUUUCAAUUAUUCAUUUCUGUAAAAUGUCAUAUGGGCUCAUCACUGGGAGGCAAGGAGGCAACCCAACUAUAGGAUUUGCUGUUUGAGUAGGAGAGCCAUAGGGACCAAUCACCAACAGACUUUGAAAGACACAACAUGACUGGUUACUGAUCAUGACGAGCUUUUAUUACCAUGGUGAUUUGUGGACUGAAGAGCUAGCCCAGAAGUUUGUACUCUAUGCAAAUUACAUUAAAUUUACUAUGGCACCUAAAUUUUGAGACUUGUGUUGUGGGACUGAUGUUACUUAACUAAACUAUGGUAAGAGAAAUGCAUGCAUGUCAUCACCAAAGUGAGAACUGCCUGUAUUUAUCUAUGUUACGCAAAUGGAAUGUCAGUUAUAUCGUGGGGGGUUGGGGGUGGGGGAGGAUUAUCUGUAUCCUCAGUUGCCAGAACUGUGUCUGCCAUAUAAUAGGCUGUCAAUUUUUUUAAAUGAGUGAAUACAUCAUUGAGGUCAUUGGUUUCUACUAGGUGUUGGAUUUCAAAAGAAAACUUCUCUUCAUUUGAUCACUUGGCUUGUGUGCUGUAUUCUCAAGCUCUUUCUUUAAAGACUACUCUCUCUUCUUUCUGUUUAAAACAUUCCAUCAAAAAUUCAACAUCCUCUAGAAAGUAAGAAAGUGCUAACAAGAAAAAAAAGUCAACCCCAAAACCAAAACCCACAGUGACUGGAGUACAUCAAAGAGGCGCAGGAACCAACUGAAAGAGCUCCCAAAGGCCAAAGCUGGAACACUUUCAGCAAAAAAAUAAGUAAAGUAGUAAUGAGUUAUAGUCCAAAGUAUAAAAUAAAUAUCUGAGUCCAUACUGAUAUAAAUAAAUGAUUGAAUAAAUUAAUGGGAAAGAAGAGAAGAAUCUCCAGUGCAGAAGAGUCCCAGAUAAUUUAUUUAUACACUCCACUCUAAAGGAGGUGGAACAUAACUUCCACUCCUGAAGUGUGGGCUGUGCACUGCGACUUCUUUGCAAAGAGUACAGCAUGGAAAAAAGGAGAAAAAAUAACUUUACAGUGGAAAAAUCUGACAAAUACAGCUUCAGCCAGGUGAUCAAGAGUUCAUCAACAGUUAUAAAUCAACAUCAAGAAUCAUAAAUCAUGUCACUAAUAUGUACCUUUAAUAUGAUGUGAUGAAGAUGACACUUUUCCUCUAUUACCUUCCCCCCAAAACUCACAACCCCAAUCUAAUCAUGAGGAAAACAUCAGACAAAUUUCAAUAAGGAGGCAUUCUGCAACAUCGGGCCCAGAACUCCUCAAAACUGUCAAGGUCAUCAAAAUCAAGGAAAGUCUAAAAAACUGUCAUAGCCAAGAGAAGCUUGAGGAGAUAUGACAAGUAAAUGUAACAGGUAUCCUGGAUGGGAUGCUGGAAGAGAAAAACGACAUUAGGUAAAAAGAAAAGAUCUAAAUAAACUAUGAACUUUGAUUAAUCA